AACCCGGAUCCCGGAAGUGAAUGGUCUGUUUGCAGCUGAAGGCACAGUUGUAGUAUCUUAACCUCAUCACGUAGUAGUUAUAUAUCACAUUGGUACGUCGUGAAAUUAACAUGGAAUCCCUGUUAAACAGCACGGUGCUGAGAAAUGUAAUUACGCGCGUGGAAAACGUUCCAGGACUUCAGGUUUGACCUCCAGUUGUGUUGCAGCAGUUCAUCACACCAUGUUGGUGACGGCGUAUUUCGCCAUCGUUUGUCUGCUUGUCCUGUGUGUUGUCCUGGAGCUCACGGCACGCCGCCUCACGCCACCUCAGUCGACUCCCACCGCUGUGGCCAACCCAGCUUUCCGUCGCUUCCAGAGCAUAUUCCUCCGGGCGUACCUGUUGGCUCUGUGGGCAGACUGGCUCCAGGGUCCUUACCUCUACAAACUCUACCGCCACUACAGCUUCCUGGAAUCCCAAAUAGCCAUAUUGUAUGUGUGUGGCCUGGCCUCCUGUGUUCUGUUUGCUCCUAUUUCAGGUUGGCUCCCUCAAGCUUUGGGCCGCAGACGGACAUGCCUCCUCUUUUGCCUGUCCUACUCUGCUUGUUGUCUCACCAAGCUGUCCAGAGACUACUUUGUUUUGAUUGUGGGACGGGUCCUGGGAGGUCUGUCCACAUCCCUGCUUUCAACAACAUUUGAAUCCUGGUAUGUGCAUCGCCACGUAGACGUCCACGAUUUCCCCAAGGAGUGGAUCCCCAGCACUUUCACCAAAGCUGCUACCUGGAACCAUGGGCUCGCUGUGGGAGCGGGCCUGGUGGCCAACCUACUGGCCGAGUGGCUACACCUUGGGCCGGUGGCUCCCUUUCUCCUGGCCGUUCCCUGUCUAAUGUGCUGUGGCUGGGUGGUGUUGACAGACUGGGGCAAGGAGGAGGCUGAUGAGACUCCAGAAAGUGACAAACAAACAUUGCUUCUUGGUACUGCAGGUGUGACCCGUCUGUCUGCUAGAGCCCGCUUCUCCCGCAGUGUCCACGACGGGCUGCGCUGCCUGCUGUCCGACAAGAGAGUGAUGCUCUUGGGUGGUGUGCAGGCUCUUUUUGAAAGUGUCCUCUACAUUUUUGUUUUCCUUUGGACCCCAGUACUAGACCCGCAUGGACCUCCUUUGGGAAUAGUGUUCUCUUGCCUGAUGGCUGCUAGCAUGGCCGGCUCCCUGCUGUACCGCCUAGCCACUUCCACGCGCUACCGUCUACAGCCUGGCCAUGUUCUCUGCCUGGCUGUGCUGAUGGCCUUCUUCUCCUUCUUUAUGCUGACCUUCUCCACUGCACCCGGCCAACCAAGACCCCACGAAUCCUUUCUGGCCUUCCUGCUGCUGGAGCUGGCCUCUGGUCUCUACUUCCCUGCUGUCAGCUUUCUCCAGGGCAGGGUAAUCCCAGAGGAGAAGCGGGCUGGUGUGCUGGCCUGGUUCCGGCUGCCACUGCACCUGCUGGCCUGUCUGGGGCUGCUGGCACUGCAUGGGGAGAUUUCAGGAACAGGUGGAGGAGAGGGCGGCACCGGCACCCGACACAUGUUUGGAGGCUGUGCUGUCAUGAUGCUGGCUGCUUUGAUGGCUGUAGUCAGUCUGUUCACACUGGGCAGGAACGACACAGACUUGAAGCUAGAGGGAACCAGAGGGGAGGGAGAGAUGUACUGAUGUGAAAGACCGUGAAUCGGUUCAUGCUUUACUGAUUUAAGAUGUAUUGUGCCAGUGGUAUGUGUCUGAGAGAAGAAACCUAAUUUGUUUUACAUUACAUUUCAAUUUCAGGAGGGUCUUUUUAACUAAUAUUCUCAGUUGUGGAAAGCUUUUUUUACAUGGCCAUAUAUGAACCUUCAUCUGUCAAGUAAAUUGCUGGAAGCUUUGUCAGACAUUUGUCCAUAACCUUUUUGUUUUAUCAUUCUGUCGACCUACAAGAAGAUUGGCUGAUGGGGUUGCCAAGAUGCAUGACUUUUCACCUGUGAGUUUCCUCAUGUGGAUCAGUAAUGCAGUUCCAUUCCAUCAUAUUCUCAAAACACACACAUGAAGAAGUGAGUUUCAAAAAGUGAGAUCAAUGAAUAUCCAGAGCAAUGGGGUAAUAACUAAUGUAAACCAUUUCUGAAAGUCGGCUCUUAUAAUACUUCUCCACAUGUACUUGGAUUCCUCUUUUCUUAUUUUUUCAAGCGUUUGUGUAUUGUAUUUUAAGUAAAAGAGAAAUCAUU
Messenger RNA from Labrus mixtus (cuckoo wrasse), 2205 nucleotides. It is a transcript of the gene slc61a1, whose product is annotated as major facilitator superfamily domain containing 5. Gene Ontology annotation, biological process: molybdate ion transport. The transcript has 2 exons. Lineage: Eukaryota; Metazoa; Chordata; Actinopteri; Labriformes; Labridae. The record is from RefSeq and is a predicted model, not a curated record. Gene Ontology annotation, cellular component: membrane. Bases 221 to 1663 code for a protein of 480 amino acids. Gene Ontology annotation, molecular function: molybdate ion transmembrane transporter activity.